UUACUCUCACACACACACGCGCGCGCGCUCUCUCUCUAUCCACCUCUCUGUGCGUGGUGUGCUCGCGCGCGCGCACGCGGAACUCCGGACUGUCUCCAGCUCUCGCGCUGCGUGCACCUCGGAGGCGUGUUGAACGCGUGGAAAACGGCACCGCGUGUGAAACAGGGGGAAAAAGCUGCUGCUUAAGUCCGACGGGAGCCAUGGACGUGUAGCAGACGGCGUCUCGGGUGGCACAUGGACGGCGGUCAGUCGCGCGCAGAAUCGCAGAUGAAUCUGGAAGGAAGUGGAUAUUAGGGAUAUCUGGGAUGCCAGUUCAGUAAGAAUCAUGCAGAUGACAUGGUCACCGGCCUUCAUCGUUUUCAUCAUCACCACCACACUUCUUUGGUCUGUGAAGGGAUCGUUGGUUCCAGACUCCGUUGCGGCAGAGGCGGCUAAGGAAGGGGUCACACAGACCCCUGCCUCAGGACACCAUGAAGACAACACCUUGGCCUACACAGGAUCUCGUCUGCGUCAGGAGGACUCCCCGCCUCGCAUCGUGGAGCAUCCAUCCGACCUGAUCGUGUCCAAGGGCGAACCGGCCACCCUGAACUGCAAGGCCGAGGGGCGCCCCGCGCCCACAGUGGAGUGGUACAAAGAUGGCGAAAGGGUCGAAACGGACCGGGACGACUCACGCUCGCACCGCAUGCUCCUUCCCACCGGUUCUCUUUUCUUCUUAAAAAUAGUCCACGGCCGUCGGAGCAAACCGGACGAAGGCUCGUACGUCUGCGUGGCCCGCAACUACCUCGGAGAAGCCGUGAGCCACAACGCAUCACUGGAAGUUGCCAUUCUCCGUGAUGAAUUCAGGCAGAACCCCAGCGAUGUGAUGGUGGCCGCUGGAGAACCGGCUGUGAUGGAGUGCCAGCCUCCACGUGGACACCCAGAACCCACCAUCUCCUGGAAGAAAGAUGGUGUGAACGUAGACGACAGAGAUGAACGGAUAACUAUCCGAGGUGGAAAGCUGAUGAUCACCAACACGAGGAAGAGCGAUGCCGGGAAGUACGUCUGCGUUGGAACCAACAUGAUGGGGGAACGGGAAAGCGAGAUCGCCGAGCUCACUGUGCUCGAGAGACCCAGUUUCCUGCGCAGGCCCAGCAGUCAGUCAGUUCUGGUGGAGCAGAGCGUGGAGUUCAGGUGUGAGGCGCAGGGAGACCCUGUUCCCACCGUACGCUGGAGAAAAGAGGACGGAGAACUACCCAAGGGAAGGUUCGAGAUCCGUGACGAUCACACUCUGAAGCUGAGAAGGCUGAGCUCGACCGACGCCGGCUCCUACACCUGCCUGGCUGAGAACAUGAUGGGGAAGGCCGAGGCCACAGCCAGCCUCACCAUCCACGUAAUGUCUGUGCCUCCGGUGUUUGCGGUACGACCGAGGAACCAGGUGGUGGGGCUGGGACGCACCGUGACCUUUCAGUGCGAGGCAACGGGAAGCCCACAGCCGGCCAUCUUCUGGCAAAGAGAGGGGAGUCAGAACCUGCUGUUCUCCUCUCAGCCGCCGCAGUCCUCCAGCCGCUUCUCCGUCUCUCAGACAGGCGAUCUGACCAUCACCGGGGUGGAGCGCGGAGACGGAGGAUACUACAGCUGCCAGGCGCUGAACAUCGCAGGAAGCGUGAUCACUAAAGCUCUGCUGGAGGUGUCUGAUAUUAUUUCAGACCGCCCUCCACCUGUGAUCCUUCAGGGUCCGACCAAUCACACGGUUCCUCUUGAUGGUACGGUGGUUCUGGGAUGUAAGACGACAGGAACGCCUCCUCCCUCCAUCCUGUGGAAGAAAGACGGGGUUCUGGUGUCCAUUUAUGACUCUCGCUUUAAACUCCUGGACUCAGGAGCUCUGCAGAUCCGCUACGCCAAGCUUGGAGACACGGGUGUGUAUACGUGUGUAGCUUCCAGUCCCAGUGGAGAAGCGUCAUGGAAGGCCUACCUGGAGGUUCAAGAGUUCGGGAUUGGAGUUCAGCCCGGCCGACCCACAGAUCCCAACCUGAUCCCCAGCGCUCCUUCCAAACCCGAGAUCACCGACGUCACUCGCACCACCGUGUCUCUGUCCUGGAAGCCUGACCUUCACUCCGGAGCCACGCCCACCUCAUACAUCAUCGAGGCCUUUAGCCAUGCAUCAGGAAGUAGCUGGCGUACCAUAGCAGAGCAUGUGAGGACUGAGAACUACGUGUUAAAGGGUCUGAAGCCCAGUGCCGUCUACCUGUUCCUGGUCCGAGCGGCUAAUGCGUACGGCCUGAGCGACCCGAGUCCCAUCAGUGACGCCAUUAAAACACAGGAAAUUCCUCCAACCAGUCAGGGAGUGGAGCAUGGGCAGAUCCAGAGGGAGCUCGGGGACGUCGUCAUUCACCUCCACAAUCCCACCAUACUUUCAUCAUCCUCCAUCCGAGUGCAGUGGACAGUGGAACAGCAGUCCCAGUACAUGCAGGGUUAUAAGGUGAUGUACCGUGUGGCGUCCGAGUCGGGGCAGACUCGCAGCGACUGGGCCGUGUCUGAGGUCAGGAGUCCAUCCGAGUACUCGACCAUGAUCGCUCAGCUGCGCAGAGGAACCACCUACGAGUUCAAAAUACGACCCUUCUUCAACGAGUCAGGCACGGACAGCGACGUCAAAAUCGGAAAGACGCUGGAAGAAGCUCCUAGCGCUGCACCCCGAGAUGUGACUGUGACACAGAGCGGAGACAACAAGACGGCCAUCCUGCUCUCCUGGCAAGCACCUCCUGAGGACGAGCGUAACGGAGUGAUCCAGGAGUACAGGAUCUGGUGUUUGGGAAACGAGACUCGUUACCAUAUCAACCGCACGGUGGAUGGGUCCACUUUCUCCACAGUGAUCUUGGGGCUGGUUCCGGGAAUCCAUUACGGCGUGGAGGUGGCAGCCAGCACUGGAGCAGGACCUGGAGUGAAGAGUGAACUCACCUACUUCCAGCUGGAUCCCUCAGGGAAGAUUAUUCAGCCCGUCGUGGACCCUGAGGACACGCUCUCUCAGCAGAUCUCUGAUGUGGUAAAGCAGCCAGCCUUCAUCGCCGGGAUCGGUGCGGCGUGUUGGAUCAUCCUCAUGGUGUUCAGCAUCUGGCUUUACCGUCAUCGCAAGAAAAGGAGCGGCCUGAGCACCAGCUACGCCGGCAUCCGCAAAGUGCCCUCGUUCACCUUCACACCAACCGUUUCCUAUCAAAGAGGAGGAGAAGCCGUGAGCAGCGCUGGCAGGCCUGGUUUGUUGAACAUGAGCGACUCGGCUACACAGCCUUGGCUAGCAGAUACAUGGCCCAACAACUGCUCCAACCAGAACGACUGCAGCAUCAACUGCUGCACCUCCAGCAACGGCAACAGUGACAGCAACCUGGCCCCCUACAGUCGCCCUGCUGACUGCAUCGCCAACUACAGCCAGAUGGACAACAAACCCAGCAACCUCCUGGUGCCUGACUCGUCCCUGUACGGAGACGUCGACCUGUCCAACAAGAUCAAUGAGAUGAAAACGUUCAACAGUCCCAACUUAAAGGACGGGCGAUUGGUGGGGCCCGCGGGGCAGCCCACGCCUUACGCUACCACUCAGCUCAUUCAGUCCAGCCUGGGUACCAACCACAUGGGUGGAACCGACCUAAACGACAAACAGAACUGGAAGGGCAGCCAGGGGACGCCUCAGAAACAACAGGAAGUGACCUCACAGCUGCAGUACAGCAUCUUGGAGCAGAACAAAUUAAAUAAGGAUCACUAUAGAAGCGGAGACAGUACCACCAUCCCGUAUAACCAAGCGCCUGAUCCCAAUCCCAACGUCAGCUCCUACAGCAGCUCUGACCGAGGCAGCAGCACAUCUGGGAGUCAGGGGCAGAAAAAAGGAGGCCGAAAUCCUAAAGUGCCCAAGCAGAACCCAAUGAACUGGGCUGAUCUCCUGCCUCCUCCACCUGUCAGCCCACCUCCAUGUCAGGACUACGGCAUCUCAAUGGAUGACAGCUUCGAGGCCGAACUCCAGUGCCCGGUCCCUCCGUCCCGCAUGUACUUACAGCCUGAUGAGUUGGAAGAAGAGGAAGCAGAAAUGGAACGAGGACCUACUCCUCCGGUCCGAGGCACGGCCUCAUCUCCUGCCGCUGUAUCCUACAGCCACCAGUCUACUGCCACUCUCACGCCAUCGCCACACGAAGAGAUCCAGCCCAUGCUCAUGGAGAACCCAGAGAUCCUACAUGAGCGCAGGCGACAGUUAGUCAGCCCUCCUCCACCACCACGCCCCGUCUCCCCAUCUCACACCUACGGAUACAUCUCCAGCCCCCUGGGUUUGGACACUGAUGACCCGGGGGACGAGGAGGAAGAAGGAGACGAGACGGAUGCAGAGGUGCCGCUCGUCCACCAGAGAUACCCUUAUGCGCCCGUCUCCGGGAAUCAGCAUGCCCUGCACACGAGGCUGGCACUGCGUGGGUUGGACCAGACGCCGGCAUCCAGCACCUGUGAGCUGGACAUCGUCACCGGAUCCAUGAUCAACGGCUGGGGCUCUGCAUCCGAGGAAGACAGCGGGUCAUCGGGACGCUCCAGCAUCAUCAGCUCGUCUGACGGUUCUUUCUUCACCGACGCCGACUUUGCACAGGCCGUAGCCGCCGCUGCCGCCGCCGAGUACUCCGGUUUCCGUGUGGCAAAGCAUUCUGGGAGAGGUCCGCCGCACUACACCGGCCAGGGAGCACGGAAAUACCAAAACCUGCCUUCAUGCCACCGUCCAGCGAGUCCCUUUUCUACGGAUAGUAAUAUGAGUGCAGCCGUGGUGCAGAAAAGACCUCCAAAGAAACAGAAGCAGCAGACAGCUGGACACUUCCAACGAAGAGAGGCUUUCACAGACGAUCUUCCUCCACCACCUAUCCCACCUCCGGCCAUGCUUAAGUCCCCGACUCACCCAGCCAAGGCUGCGGCGGAGACGGGAAGGCGGUCCAGUUCCGCCGAGAGCAGGGACAAGAGGGACAAGAAAGCCAGAGAUGCCUCGGAUACAAGGAACAGCUCGUCGGAGCGCCGAGACGCUCAAGAAAGACAGAGGGCUCAGAGAGCAGGGAAAUCCGGCAAACCAGAGCCAAGCGCAGGGCACCAGGGCCCAGGGGACAUUGUGCCCUAUAGUCGGCCCUCGUUUCCAGGCGUCCACAGUACCCGGGGCGAGAGAGAGCCGAGCUCUUCCAGUUCCAUAUCGUCACGAGGAUCUGGAGGCCGGAGGAGAGGUGAAGGAGUCUCUGGGAGUGGCAGAAAUGCUGCUGAAAUUAGCCUCAACACCGUAGGAGCCUUUCAGCCAGGAGAGGAGCAACUGGAGAUGACAGAGAGCUGAAGACGGAACAGACGCGUUGUUACUAUUUUAACAACCGAGCUACGAUUUUAACACAUCUCAGCACCACCACCUUUCAUAACUACCGAUCUUGAAAACUGACCAACUCUUUAACUCUUUUAAUUCUGCGUUUAAAAGUCAUUUCACAAAUGGGGGAAAAGAAAAAAGAUACAGGAAUGAUGCGUCUGAAAGGGGGGGUGGGGGGUUGGGAUUUGGGGCUUGAGUGUGAUUUCGGGGUAAUGCAGGCGAGUCCUCAGUGCCAGACAUUACUGUUAAUCAAUACUAUUAGCUUCAAGCAGAAAAAAAGGAUGGACUUACCUGUAAAUAAACAUGCAUACGUGUCUUUUAUAACUUGUGUGGUACGUCAAAUUUCGUCUUCCUUGCCUUAUUGGGAUCAUUUCUGAAUUUUGGAAAAAUUAUUUUUAUUAUUCUGUAAUUGUUUGUAUCGCAUCCAUCCCGGUUGUAAAAUGGUUUAAAACAGUUCCACGUAAAAAAAAAAGAAAAAAAAAAGUGCCACAGUGAAGAUGUUCUUUCUUUUCCUUGUAAUGCACUGUUAUUUUGUCGUCUGUCGAUGUUUGUUAUUUGUUUGGUUUUAAAAGCACAAUCACUAAACUUUAUUUUGAACCAUG
Silurus meridionalis is the source of this 5934-nucleotide messenger RNA. RefSeq names its product roundabout, axon guidance receptor, homolog 1 (Drosophila) (gene robo1). The record is from RefSeq and is a predicted model, not a curated record. Gene Ontology annotation, biological process: axon midline choice point recognition; axon guidance; Roundabout signaling pathway. NCBI's taxonomy places the organism in Eukaryota, Metazoa, Chordata, Actinopteri, Siluriformes, Siluridae. Gene Ontology annotation, molecular function: protein binding; axon guidance receptor activity.